AUGGGCCACAAUCUGUGGUUGAUGCUGGUGUCUUUGCCAACAGCAGUCAUGGCCGCUUCGCAAUACCUCAACGUACCUGAUCUGCCACCUUCGUACAACUCGCCUGAUCUGCCUCCGGGGAAACCUUUGGCACCACUGGCCUACAUGGUUGACAAUGAGGGAAACACUUACCACGCUGCUCCAGAUAAAGGGUCUUUAAUGGGCCCGAUCCUCGACCCAGAGAGUCUAACUAGAGCACACAACAACGAGACAACGCCACCACCGACCCCCGAGUUCAUGACGCCUACCAGGAAGCGCGAUGGAAACUUUUGGAUGGAGACUAUCUCUCACGGUCAUGUAGAAGCUUUGAACGCCGCCUCAAAGAGUCCCUUAGCACCGAGCGGGUAUCAAUUCUUCCGCAACGUUCGCGACUUCGGUGCCAAAGGGGACGGAAAGACUGACGACACAGUUGCUAUCAAUCAGGCGGUAGCAUCUUUCAGCCAGAGUGACCGGACCACCUUACGUUGCGGGCAAGAAUGCGGCUCAACUACGAUACUCAGCGCAUUAGUGUACUUUCCGAAGGGCGAGUACGUUAUCAGCGCACCCAUUAUGCAAUACUAUUUUACGCAGUUCGUCGGGGAUCCCAACAACAAGCCCACAAUCAAGGGCACCAAGGACUUUGUGGGCAUUGCAUUGAUCGACACAGACUACUACAUACCUAAGCUGUCCGGCCUGGAGUGGUAUAUCAACCAGAAUCAAUUCUUCCGACAAAUUCGCAACUUCAAGAUAGACCUCACAGGAAUGCCAGCGGGAAAUAUCACAGACGGCGAACAGACUUAUGCGCCCACUGGUAUUCAUUGGCAGGUUGCGCAGGCGACCUCGAUGCAGAACAUCGACUUUGUCAUGAGACAAGAUGCCAACACCACACAGGUGGGAAUUUUCAUGGAAAACGGCUCGGGUGGCUUCGUAAGCGACUUGACCUUCACCGGAGGCAGCAUUGGUUUCCGUUCUGGCUCCCAACAAUACACAGCGCGCAAUCUGAGCUUCAAGUCGUGUCAAACCGCCAUUUCUAUGAUCUGGAACUGGGGUUUCACAUGGAAGAACCUCAAUAUCGACUCAUGCCAUGUCGGAAUUGACUGCAGCUUCGUCGGGGGUAAGGACAAACAGGGUACGGGCUCUAUGGUGGUUCUCGACAACUCUGUAAAUGUCGUCGCUUAUACUGGCGGUGAUACCAUCUUUACCGGCUCCUCCGGUCGAGUCUAUUUCACGUCAUGGGCCAUGGGGAUGCGCUAUACGACCUUGCACGGCAAUGGCACAAAGGUGACGGGUCUACUGAAUCCAGCACCCAACAAGUCUAAGAAUCUCCUCGAUGGAACUAGCAACUUCUACACACGUUCUCGACCACAGUAUGAGCACGUGGGGAACUUCGUCGUGGCAACAGCCCAUGGGAUUGCCAACGACGGGACUGGCGACCAGGCGGGAGCUAUCAAUAGCUUGUUAUCUAGUAAUGUCGGGACGCCCAUCUUCUUCCCCGCCGGCAUCUAUCAGGUUCAGGACACUGUCAAGGUCCCCGUAAACUCAAUUAUUGUCGGCGAGGGCUGGUCGCAGAUCAUGGGAACGGGGCCAAAGUUCCAGGACAUGAACAAUACCCGUGUGAUGGUGCAGGUCGGGAACCGAGGCGACGUCGGUAGCAUGGAGAUAUCCGACAUGCUCUUCACUGUCAAAGGCCCAACCGCUGGCGCCGUUCUAAUGGAAUGGAAUGUGCGGGAGAAAUCGCAGGGUAGUGCUUGUAUGUGGGACUCACACUUCCGAGUCGGUGGUGCGGCGGGCACCAACCUGGGGCUUGAGGACUGCCCCAAAGGAACCUCAAUCAAUCCAAAGUGUAUUGCGGCCAGCAUGUUGCUUCACGUCACAGCAACGGCAUCAGGCUACUUUGAGAACAUCUGGGCCUGGACAGCCGACCAUGACAUUGACCAGCCUGUUGAUGGUGGCAAACACACGGACACGACAUUUACGCAAAUCAACAUCUACUCGGCUCGCGGCGUUCUAAUCGAGUCAGAGGGUCCGUGCUGGUUCUAUGGCACGGCGUCGGAGCACAAUGUGUUCUACCAGUAUCAGUUGCGCAAUGCAAAGGACAUCUUCUUUGGCCACAUGCAGACUGAGACGCCGUACAUGCAGCCGACUCCAGGCGCGCUCCAGCCGUUUACACCCAGCAAAUCUCUCGGCGACCCGACCUUCCCAGAUUGUGCGGAUGACGACAAAAGUUGCGAGAUGGCAUGGGCGCUUCGAGUACUGAGCUCUCUGGACAUAUUCAUCUACAGUGCCGGCCUGUACAGCUUCUUUAGCAGCUAUACACAGGACUGCCUAAAGACCGAAACUUGUCAAAUGGGGCUUAUCGAGACCAGUUACUCCCAGGGGCUGUGGAUUUACAACCUCUUCACGAUUGGGGCUGUGCAAGCUGUCACGCCUCGAGGUGGGUUGGUCCCUGUGUUGCAGCAGGACACGCAGAUGGGCUUUUCAACCGAGAUCAGCGCGUGGCUGGCUCUUGCUAUCUCUGGUGGCGAUCUAGGAGGCGAUGGGGGCUCCAGCGGCGGCUCUGGUAUUGUCUACAUUGACCCCAUCAUCUGGUUUGAGCCGAGUCCCACUCUGCAUUGCUUCGACCCCUGCACCAUGGUGCUGCCGCCGUCUACGCUCCCGUCCCCAGUAACGAUUGUCAUUCCUCCUCAGACCGUGACCGUGACUGUUGGUGGAGGCUCUGUCAAAACUGUCACAGUCACUGUGACGACGAUCACGACGAGCAUUAUCAGCUUCUCACCUGUACUCAUACCGGACGGGACAACGUCCUCAACCUUUGCCGUUGUUCCGAGCUUCCGCCCGCCACCCGUCACGGUUGGAGGGACCACAUACCCUGCGCCACGAGUUCCUUACCCGUUCAUUCCGUACUCGGGUAUAUCAACCGUCACCAUGACCAAAUCAUCAUCAAGCACCACAAGUGUCUGGCCAUUUCCUGUGCUUCCAACUACGGUUGUGACGUCGGGGUCGAUUACCCAAACCUUCACAGAGAUACAAAUCACCGAGCUGAGUAAGCUUUCACGAACGGUACAGCUCACAACUAGCUGGACUGGGUCGGAUUCGAGUACAACAACCACAACACCGGUGUUGAUCUGGAUCCAGACAGGCGGCUUCGCCUGGUCGCCGAUUCCUCUCCCAGGGCCGACGCCAUUCCCGCUUCCGCCCCUCCCGGGCCCACCCCCGUUACCAAAGCCCCCAUGCUUCAAGCUCUUUGGCAUCUUCUCCAUCAACUGUCCCCCCAAUAAGGGCAAUCCUACAACACACUACACUUCGGGCAAACCACAACCGACAUGCCAUAGCAACUGUGGCACCCUGGACCAGAGCGACGACAACGACUCGACAGAGACGUGUGCCACGGAGACACGCACGCGGUGUGAGAAUGGCGGCUGCGUCACUUAUGUCGGUUGUGAGUGCCGCACGUCGACAGCCACCGACUACUGGGUCUCGUGCAGCAGUAGGUCGUGCACUACCACAAAAUCCGAAGUCAUCACGGGCUGUCAUGUUUCUGCCACGGCUACUACCACAGGGUCCGGCUACUGCGUUGCGGACUCUGGCGCCGAUCCCUCCGACGAACAAGCAGACGACAGUUCGAACAGAGACUCAAAUGGCGAUCCACCGGCAAUCACCCCGGCGCCUCCUUCUGCCGUACAGGGCGGGAACACUGUCACUGCUUCGGGCGGAUCUGUCGUGAUCGGCGGAAACACCUACCCCAUUCCCACCAACGGUUUGCCCACCACCGUCAACCCACCUGGCGGCGGCGGAGCCGUCACCAUCUACCCCGGCUACGGCAUCACGUCCACCGACAAGCCUACCUCCACAAAGCCCAAGCCAACGAGCACCAGCCCGACCGUCAAGCCGACUCCUUCGCCCUACUACGACUGCGAGGGAGAGACGCUGUGCAGCACCACCAACGUUAAAUGGUGCGACGAGGCCGUGAACCGCAUGCAGCGCGGCAGCAAGAUCUACACGUCGAACCAGGCGGCGCUCGCGCUCGAGGGCAACUGUUGGGCCAACUACGAGCAGUUCGGCUGCAAGGUCACCAUCCGCGGCACCCACGACGGCGGCAAGAACUGCCAGAUCACGGGUGAUGACAUGUGGAACUCCUACCAGGACAUCCGCAAGGUCGGCGGCUGCAGCAAGUGCGGGUCCAAGCACUUUGGCGACGGCUGCCUUGUCUCCAUCGACUACUACUAUGGGUGCGACAACCGAGACUCUGGGCCUAACCGGAUGAACACGACGCUCCCGAUUCGGGAGGUUAUCAAUGGGACAAUUGUGAAUGGGAGCUUUGUCGCUGACGAAGAUGCGGCAGAAAUGGGGGAAGCAAACCUUGCAACGUAA
Thyridium curvatum is the source of this 4389-nucleotide messenger RNA. RefSeq lists its product as uncharacterized. Bases 1 to 4389 code for a protein of 1462 amino acids. The record is from RefSeq and is a predicted model, not a curated record. Gene Ontology annotation, molecular function: polygalacturonase activity. Lineage: Eukaryota; Fungi; Ascomycota; Sordariomycetes; Thyridiales; Thyridiaceae. The transcript is spliced from 10 exons.